Molecule: messenger RNA, 705 nt
Organism: Lolium perenne
Lineage: Eukaryota; Viridiplantae; Streptophyta; Magnoliopsida; Poales; Poaceae
Product: RING-H2 finger protein ATL39-like
Source: RefSeq, a predicted model, not a curated record
AAUUGAGCAUCUCCUCAUUCCGUGCUUCCAGCACGCAGCCUCUACACUAAUAAUUGAUCAAAGCAAUCAAUCAAUGGCAAGGCGAUUGCUAACGCCGAACACCGCGCCGCCGCCCGCGGCAACGGGAACGGCCGCGCAUUCGGGGUGGGACGUGAACCGGUCGGCCGUCAAGGUGGCCAUCGUCGGCAACGUGAUCGUCGUGCUGCUCUUCUUCGUCGCCGUCGUCUGGCGCCUCUUCUUCUCCGGGAAAGGCCAAGAAGGAACCAUUGCGCCCGAAGGCGGCGGCGCGGCGACCGCCGAGGCGGACGCGCUCUCCUCCGCCGAGAGCUCGCCGAGCGCGUCUCCUCGGGGAAAAGGGCUCAGGAAGGAGGACCUCGUGGCGCUGCCCGUGUACGUCCACGGCGCCGGCGCGUCGGCGGAGGAGGGCAGCGGCGGCAAGGUGGAAUGCGCGGUGUGCAUCUGCGAGCUCGGAGACGGCGACACCGGCCGGCUCCUGCCGAGGUGCGGGCACCGGUUCCACGCCGAGUGCGUCGACAGGUGGUUCCGGUCGCACGCCACAUGCCCACUCUGCCGCACCGUUGUGGGAGGUCAACCCCAAGGAGCAGCUGCGGAGUGAUGAACUGUGAGGCAUAUGCAGAAGUGUGUGGCUGUUCCUGUUAACCUAUUGAAACCAAUGUCAGUUGCUAGAUAGAUUUAUUCAGGUGA